AUGGCAAACCUUAUCAAUUUAUCACAAUUUAAUAAUUUAUCGGAACGUUUAAAUAUAGAUAGAUUAAAAUCAGAUUUUUCAUCAAUUCAACAAACAUUAUCAAAAUUAAAACCACCACAAGAAUUUUUUGAUUUUAGAAGAAUAAGUAAACCAAUAAAUUUUGGUGAAAUACAACAAAGAAUAAGUUAUAAUUUAGGUUAUUUUCAAGCUAAUUAUUUAGCUAUUGUGUUAUGUUUAUCUAUAUAUGCAUUAGUUACAAAUUUAUUAUUAUUAUUUGUUUUAGGAUUUGUUAUCUUGGGUAUAUUAGGUAUAAAUAAAUUAGGUGGUGAAGAUUUAGUUACACCAUUUGGUAGAUUAAAUACAAGUCAAUUAUAUACUGGUUUAUUAAUUAUUGCUAUUCCAUUGGGAUUUUUAGCAAGUCCUGUUUCUACAUUAAUGUGGUUAAUUGGUUCAAGUAUUGUUGGAGUUGGUGCUCAUGCUGCUUUAAUGGAAAAACCUAUUGAAACUGUUUUUGAAGAAGAAGUAUGA
Lodderomyces pseudojiufengensis is the source of this 528-nucleotide messenger RNA. RefSeq lists its product as uncharacterized. The transcript is spliced from 2 exons. Bases 1 to 528 code for a protein of 175 amino acids. The record is from RefSeq and is a predicted model, not a curated record. Gene Ontology annotation, cellular component: Golgi apparatus. NCBI's taxonomy places the organism in Eukaryota, Fungi, Ascomycota, Pichiomycetes, Serinales, Debaryomycetaceae.